This is a messenger RNA of Olea europaea var. sylvestris, 2013 nucleotides long. RefSeq names its product periodic tryptophan protein 2. Lineage: Eukaryota; Viridiplantae; Streptophyta; Magnoliopsida; Lamiales; Oleaceae. The transcript is spliced from 7 exons. The annotation marks the transcript as partial. The record is from RefSeq and is a predicted model, not a curated record. Gene Ontology annotation, cellular component: Pwp2p-containing subcomplex of 90S preribosome; small-subunit processome. Gene Ontology annotation, biological process: ribosomal small subunit assembly; maturation of SSU-rRNA from tricistronic rRNA transcript (SSU-rRNA, 5.8S rRNA, LSU-rRNA). Gene Ontology annotation, molecular function: protein binding.
AACAGAGUUUCUAAUUCUCAGCAGUAUGUAUACAUAUUAAAAUUUCAUUUGUCAACUUUUCUGCUAACAGAAGUGAAAGUUUACUGCUCUUGUUCACAGGUGUGGACUGUUUCAUCUGGUUUUUGUUUCGUGACAUUCUCUGAGCACACGAAUGCAGUCACUGCACUACAUUUUAUGGCUGGCAAUCAUUGUCUCUUGAGUGCAUCAUUGGAUGGGACUGUUCGUGCGUGGGAUUUGUUUCGCUAUCGAAACUUUAGAACAUUUGUGACCCCCACACCUAAGCAAUUUGUUUCUCUAGCAUCAGAUCAGAGCGGUGAAGUGAUUUGUGCUGGAACGCUGGAUUCAUUUGAGAUAUUUGUCUGGUCAAUGAAGACUGGGAGACUGUUAGAUGUUCUCAGUGGGCAUGAGGGUCCUGUUCAUGGAUUAAUAUUUUCUCCCACAAAUGCUAUUUUAGCUUCCUCUUCUUGGGAUAAAACUGUUCGCUUGUGGGACCUUUUUGAAGGAAGAGGUGGUGUUGAAAAAUUUGAUCACACGCAUGAUGUCCUUACAGUUGUUUACCGCCCGGAUGGUAAACAGCUGGCUUGUAGUACACUUGAUGGGCAAAUUCAUUUUUGGGAUCCAUUACAGGGCUUGGAGAUGUAUGCAAUUGAAGGCCGUAGAGACAUUGCUGGUGGACGUCUCAUGACUGAUCGCAGAUCAGCUGCUAACUCAACUGCCGGCAAGUGCUUCACAACCUUGUGUUAUUCUGCUGAUGGGAGCUACAUAUUGGCUGGUGGAAAUAGCAAAUACAUUUGUAUGUACGAUGUUGCUGAUCAGGUACUGCUGCGGAGAUUCCAGAUUACCCAUAAUCUCUCACUAGAUGGGGUUCUUGACUUCUUGAACUCAAGGAAUAUGACAGAAGCAGGUCCAUUGGAUUUGAUUGAUGACGAUAGAAGUGAUGGGGAGGAAGGUGUGGAUAAGCAAACACAAAACAAAUUGGCAUAUGAUUUGCCAGGAUCAAAGCCUAACCAUGGAAGGCCAGUUAUUCGAACAAAGUGCCUGAGAAUCGCACCGACUGGCCGGAGUUGGGCAGCUGCGACCACUGAAGGAGUUUUAGUGUAUUCUAUGGACGAGUCUUUUAUGUUUGAUCCCACUGAUCUUGAUAUAGAUGUUACACCGGAGGCAGUUGAUGCAGCUCUAAGAGACUAUCAACCAAAAAGAGCUUUAAUCCUUAGUCUACGCUUGAAUGAAGAUACUCUAAUAAGGAAAUGUAUUAUCACUGUCGCUCCAGCAGAUAUACCAGCUGUAGCUUCAUCAGUCCCUUAUAAAUAUUUGCAGAGAUUAAUAGAGGCACUUGCAGAACUCAUGGAGAAUUGUCCACAUUUGGAGUUUAUUCUACAUUGGUGCCAGGAGCUCUGCAAAGCCCAUGGCCAUUAUAUUCAGCAGAAUUCUAGAAAUCUGCUUCCUGCUCUGAAAUCAUUGCAAAAGGCAGUUACUAGGUUGCAUCAAGAUUUGGCUGAUACCUGUUCGUCAAAUGAGUAUUCGCUUCGAUAUCUAUGCUCUACAAUAAACAAGAAAUAGUGACAUUAUUAUAUCAGUUGACUCUAUGAUGCAGAAGUAACAGCCAUGUACCUGCUUUGGACAAGGUUGGUGAUGCCUACACGAGUUAAAGACAUGCAUCUGCUGCAAAUUGUGUCUUCUCAUAAUUGUCAUUAUUCUUGCUUUGAUGCCUUUAUCAGCUAACGGUGUCAAAUUCAUAAUGCAUCUAUUACUCAAGUUAUAACCCUGUACGCUAUGGGAGAUGGACAGUUCUAAGCAGGGUUGAAGCGAUAAAUUUUGUUUGAAGUAUGCAUUCACCCAGAAUUUGGCAAUAGGUAUAUUUGUUGAAACUUUUUAAUGCUUAUUUACAUCAUUUGCUAAAUUUCUUGUGCCAAGUGAAUUGGCAUCAAUACCUAUGGGCCUUGCUUGGAACGGUGUCUAAAGUUUAACUAGCUACACUGUAAAACAGUAGAAUAGAUUCACCCCCUUUUCACC